This is a messenger RNA of Rana temporaria (common frog), 1628 nucleotides long. It is a transcript of the gene SOX7, whose product is annotated as SRY-box transcription factor 7. Gene Ontology annotation, biological process: regulation of DNA-templated transcription; anatomical structure morphogenesis; cell differentiation. The coding region runs from base 94 to 1176 and encodes 360 amino acids. The transcript is spliced from 2 exons. NCBI's taxonomy places the organism in Eukaryota, Metazoa, Chordata, Amphibia, Anura, Ranidae. The record is from RefSeq and is a predicted model, not a curated record. Gene Ontology annotation, molecular function: RNA polymerase II cis-regulatory region sequence-specific DNA binding; DNA-binding transcription factor activity, RNA polymerase II-specific.
GGCUGCCAGGAACUGUCUGCACACUCUUUAAGGAGUGCCUGGGAGAGUCACAAGCGACCAGGAAGGAGACCUGACUACACUCAGCAAGGAGCUAUGGCUGCACUCAUGGCUUCCUACUCAUGGUCCGAAGGCUUGGACUGCUCUACCAUGGAUGGAGACCUCUCAGAUGGACUGUCCCCCCACAGGUCCCCCCGGGAGAAAGGCUCAGAGACCCGGAUCAGGAGACCCAUGAAUGCCUUCAUGGUUUGGGCAAAGGAUGAGAGGAAGAGGCUGGCAGUGCAAAACCCCGACCUACACAAUGCGGAGCUCAGCAAGAUGCUGGGAAAAUCCUGGAAGGCCUUGUCUGCUCCCCAGAAGAAGCCCUAUGUGGAGGAAGCUGAGAGGCUGAGAGUCCAGCACAUGCAGGACUACCCAAACUACAAGUACAGACCCAGAAGAAAGAAGCAGAUCAAGAGGAUCUGUAAGAGGGUGGACACUGGCUUUCUGCUCAGCAGCCUCUCCAGGGACCAGAACUCUGUGCCAGACAGCAGAAGCUGCAGGACAACUGUGGAUAAGGAUGACAGUGGGGUCUACUCUUCUGCAUCAACUCUGCAGGAUAUCAGAAGUUAUAGGGAGUCCCAGAAUGGAGUCAGUAAACAUGAACAGACCUACCCUUAUGGCCUCCCAACCCCACCAGAGAUGUCCCCUUUGGAGGUCAUUGACCAAGAGCAGAGCUUCUACCCUUCAUCUUGCCCUGAGGACCACCACCCUCACCUGAAUGCCACCAGCUACCCACCUGAGUACUCCAGAAGCCCCAUCCUUUGCAGUCACCUGAGCCAAAUGCCUGGACCACCAAUGAUCCCCCCCAAUUGUCCCCCAGGCUACUUCAGCUACCCUUCUAUACACCACCAUGGCUACCAGAUUCAUGGCCACCUUGGCCAGCUGUCCCCCCCACCCGAUCACCCCCACUAUGAGAGCAUUGAGCACAUCAGUCAGGCUGAACUUCUGGAGGACAUGGACAGGAAUGAGUUUGACCAAUACCUAAACACGGCCAUAGUGGAGCCCAGUGAAAUGACAGUGAGUGCCCAUGUCCAGGUGUCCCAGUCUAUGGACCUACAGCCACCCCAAGAGACCAGCCUUAUAUCUGUGCUGGCAGAUGCCACUGCCACCUAUUACAACAGCUAUAGCGUCUCCUAGAAGCACCAGGAGAAGGACUUUGCAUGGACUGGACAGUAUUAAAUGGCUGUGUAGACUAAGCUAAGGACACUUACUGUACCUCUCAGGGUUGUUGUCACACCAAGAUGAGACCUUCACACCAAGAUGAGACCUUCUCAAUGCAGCUAAGUGACUCUCCUCACUACUGACACACUGAUGGGGUCCUAUGGUUUGGUGGAACCUAUAUGUGAAGGGAAAUCCUGUACAUAAAGAUUAUUGUAUGCUUAUAUCUGGACAUAAAAAUAAUUAGUCAAAAAAAAUAUCUAGUGCUGAGCAGUAAGAUAGAGACCUCCAUCUCUGGCUAGCUAUGGUAUCUGAGGAGGCUUUUGUAGGCACCUAGAUAGAAUGGGGCAGAGCCACAUACAAUUGCGUGGGCGCAGCGUAUGUGAGAUACGCUACGCCGCUGUAACUUACUUUGCAAAUCUUUGAAUCCU